This is a messenger RNA of Scatophagus argus, 1256 nucleotides long. Its product is annotated as proline-rich protein 29-like. The coding region runs from base 140 to 766 and encodes 208 amino acids. Lineage: Eukaryota; Metazoa; Chordata; Actinopteri; Scatophagidae. The transcript is spliced from 5 exons. The record is from RefSeq and is a predicted model, not a curated record.
GUGUGUGUGUGUGUGUGCAUAUGCAGACUGUUGCUUGUGUUUUGGCACCUUGGCAACCUGCUACUGUGUGCUUCUGCAUUUCAGCAGUUUAAUUGCACACUGAGUAUCUUGUAAAUAAUAUCCGCUGAAGCUCUCACAUAUGGCGUGGACAGAAGAUAUUUAUCCACACUUCACGCCGUAUGAUCCGCACGCUUUUCAGAUAUUGCCUGCUCCUCAGCAGCCCCCCACCAUCCUGCAGCAGCUCCCAGCGACCGUGAUGCCUCCCGGCUCCGCUGCCUCCAUUAGGCCCGGUGGUCACGUCAAGCAGGAUCUUGUAGAGCUGAUGAUGAUCCAGAAUGCCCAGAUGCACCAGGUCAUCAUGAACAACAUGACCAUGUCGGCUCUCAGCUCGUUCGGGUUCUGCUGCCCCCCGUCGGGCCACAUGUCACAGGCUCCCAGUGAUCUGCGUAUAAUUCAAGAGACAGUGGCUGACCAGGAGAUAUAUCACCACUAUUACCAGCCUGCUCCAUAUGUGUCCUGUCCAGCAUGGUUCCAGUGUCAGACCACGCAGGUCUACCAGGACCCCAACAACCCCACCUCCUCUCUGCCAAACACAGACAGACCAACUGUCCCUCCUCCUCCUCCUCCUCCUCCUCCUCCUCCCAGCACCAGUGGGCCAGUGGGAGCCAACGUCACACCUGCAGCAGGUAAAAGCGACCACACAUCAGCGCCCAGCCAGCAGCCGAUUAGCACAACCUGUUCCUGUGAAGCCAAAGGGGCCUCCUGAGCGGCGUGACAGGAGAAGUGACAACAGCAGCAAGCUCUGCGGUAGUAAUGAUGAGAAGGGCACUGAUUGGACAGGCUGCCAGUCAAGAGAUAAGCGCAUCAGAUGCUUCAUGUUUUGUGAAGAAGAAAAAAAACCAAAAGCGAUUACAAAAUCAACAAAAAAAAAAAUCUUGAGUUUAUUAAUAUUAUCUCAACAAUUGGGCUUUCACAUGUACGGUUUUCUUUUUUACAAGUCUUUCAGGUUAAUGUCCAAUAGAGUGAAUAAAUAUGAUAUUGUGCAAGGCUAAUUGCAUUUUUACACCUUUGUUCAACCUACAACACCCACAGUGUCCAGCAGGGUGCAGCAACAGAUGUAAAGUGGGACCACAAGCUGAACAAUGUACUGCAUGUACACAUAAGAAGUAUUGACAGGUGAUCACAGUGACUCUGUGUGCUUUAGUGGUGAUUUAGGUUACUGCAUACCACUGUGGGCAACAUAGCAAGAGUGUGAC